Molecule: messenger RNA, 1164 nt
Organism: Lathyrus oleraceus (garden pea)
Lineage: Eukaryota; Viridiplantae; Streptophyta; Magnoliopsida; Fabales; Fabaceae
Exons: 2
Coding region: 1-1164 (387 amino acids)
Biological process (GO): proteolysis
Molecular function (GO): aspartic-type endopeptidase activity
Source: RefSeq, a predicted model, not a curated record
AUGACUUACACUCAAUUGCUAAUGUAUUUGAUUCAGAAUGAGACUGUUGUACCAAGGAAAUUACCUCCAAUGCCGAAGCCUCAUAAGCCUUGGUAUGAUGAGAAUGCUAGAUGUGCCUUUCAUGCUAAUUCAGAGGGUCAUACAACAGAGAAUGGCAAGGUGUUCAAGCUCCGGGUUCAAGAGUUGAUAGAUCAGAAAAUAUUGUCUUUUGCUGAUGUUCCAAAUGUGGGGAACAAUCCUUUGCCUAAGCAUGAUGGUUCAGGUGUCAAUGCUAUAGACAAUUCAACUGAUGAUGGAUUGAUAAAGGAUGUGUUCAAGUUGAAGACUCUUUUAACAGUGGUCCAUGCUAGAUUGAUGGAAGCAGAAUUGAUGAAUGGAUUCACUAGAUCAAAUAUUGAUGAGGAUGUUGUUGCGAUUGUGCUUGUAUUUGAUCAAGAGAGGCUUCCCAAGCCUUUUGUGGUCCCUUAUCAUAAAAAUGUUGACCUAGAGCCAGUGAAGAAGAUUGAGCCCAUGGUUAUCUAUGUUCCCGCUUCAUUCUCAUUUGAUAGUACCAAAGCAGUGCCUUGGAACUAUGAGCCUGUAGUUUAUGUGGGUAACAAACCAGUAAUCUUGAAAGAGCCAAACGUGACUAACAUCGCUAGAGCUAGUGGUGUGACUCAAAGUGGAAGGGUUUUCGCUCCUGAAGUGAUCCCAAACAAAGAAAGUGCACCAACACUUGAACCAAUGAAGGGGAAAAAGGUAAAUCCUCUAGAAGCAGGAGAAGGCUCAUCUAAGAAAGCACUGAAUGCUGAAGAGGAUAGAGAAUUCUUGAAGAUCAUCAAGAGGAGUGAUUACAAGGUCGUAGAUCAGCUCAACCAGACUCCUUCAAAAAUAUCCAUUCUUUCUCUACUUAUGAGUUCUAAGGCUCAUAGGACUGCUCUAUUGAAAUUCUUGAACGAAGCUUAUGUGGCAGAAGACAUCAGUGUUAUUCAGUUUGAUGAUGUGGUUGCUAACCUCAAUGCCAGUAGUUGUUUGAUGUUCACUGAUGAUGAUUUACCCCCUAAUGGGAGAAAACAUAAUAUGGCACUUCAUAUCUUCAUUAAGUGUACAAAAGUUACUCUGGCUCGAGUACUGGUGGAUACAGGUGCAUCCUUGAAUAUGUUGCCAAACACUACCCUAGCAUAA